Myotis lucifugus (little brown bat) is the source of this 2795-nucleotide messenger RNA. It is a transcript of the gene FSTL3, whose product is annotated as follistatin like 3. Gene Ontology annotation, biological process: multicellular organism development; regulation of BMP signaling pathway; cell differentiation. NCBI's taxonomy places the organism in Eukaryota, Metazoa, Chordata, Mammalia, Chiroptera, Vespertilionidae. The record is from RefSeq and is a predicted model, not a curated record. Bases 822 to 1601 code for a protein of 259 amino acids. Gene Ontology annotation, molecular function: protein binding; activin binding. The transcript is spliced from 4 exons.
GGGGUGGCCGGAAAAGGCGGGUGGGGUGGACCACCCACGUGGGCCUGCCCGGAAUGCGGAUGGGGGAAUGUUGGGGGUCGUAGCAGCGGCUGCAGCUGGGAGGUGGAGGGCGAUGACCAGAGGCCGCUGCAGAUUGAAUCCGGGAGGGCUUGGGGCUCCCCCUCCCCCAGCCCCAAAGGGCCUGAAAGAGGGUAAUCAGGAGGUCAGAACAGAUGUGACUCUCACAAUUAUGAUUAAUAGUAGUCACAAGGACUGAUAUUUAUUGAGCACUUAGUGUCUACCUCUUACCUCCCUGAAUCCAUAUAACAGUCCAAUGGUGUGGGAACUCAUCAUGACUGUUUUCCAGAUGGGGGAAACUGAGGUAUGGGAUCACAGUUUGUAAGUGGCAGAGCCAGAGCUGGAACCCGUACUAUCUGGGUCCUGACACCUCAGAGAGGCAGGGCUAGGUGGCCGGACCCAGGACCUCCAGCAGGGGCUUCAGGUUUUCCCUGCGUCUGGCUUAGGCAGAGGGGUCAUUAGAACAUCCUACCUGCCACUCAUCGGGAGGUCCACUCUUGGUCUGUUUCCCGUUUUAUGAGCACCAGGUGCUGACUUCCCAGAGUUGGUCCCCGGCGGCACUCAGGACAGCACCUGGGAACCAGUGAGCUCUCUGGGAUGGGGGCCAUGGCUAUUCCUACCCCCAUUUAAGGGUGAAGAAACUGAGGCCAUCUACCCCCCCACCCCCCCAUACCCAGCAGCUCCACCCAGCCCUGCACGGAGGGCAGGGAGGGAGAGUGGAGCCCCCUCCCCGAAGGCCAUGUCCCCGGGGAGACAGUGAGCUCAUGCAAAGGGAAUGUUCCCAACUUGGAGAACUGCCCUCCUGGUCCACAGGUGGUGUCUGCUGGCUCCAGCAGGGCAAAGAGGCCACCUGCAGCCUGGUGCUGAAGACCGAUGUGAGCCAGGCUGAGUGUUGUGCCUCUGGCAACAUUGACACCGCCUGGUCCAACUUCACCCACCCAGGGAACAAGAUCAGCCUCCUGGGCUUCUUGGGCCUUGUCCACUGCCUCCCCUGCAAAGAUUCGUGCGAGGGCGUGGAGUGCGGCCCCGGCAAGGCGUGCCGCAUGCUGGGGGGCCGCCCGCGCUGCGAGUGCACCCCGGACUGCGAGGAGCUCCCGGCGCGCCUACAGGUCUGCGGCUCCGACGGCGCCACCUACCGUGACGAGUGUGAACUGCGCGCAGCGCGCUGCCGCGGCCACCCAGACCUGCGCGUCAUGUACAGGGGCCGCUGCCCGCAAGUCCUGCGCGCACGUGGUGUGCCAGCGGCCACAGUCGUGCGUGGUGGACCAGACAGGCAGUGCCCACUGCGUGAUGUGUCGCGCUGCGCCCUGCCCCGCGCCCUCCAGCCCUGGCCAGGAACUCUGCGGCAACAACAACGUCACCUACAUGUCUUCGUGCCACCUCCGCCAGGCCACCUGCUUCCUGGGCCGUUCCAUUGGCGUGCGGCACCCGGGCAGCUGCGCAGGUGCGGGGCGAAGCGGGGAGCAGUGGUGGGCUGUAGGCCCCAGCCCCUCUCCGUACCCCCAUUUCUCUGUUCGUCCCUCCCACUCAGCAGGCACCCCUGAGCCAGCAGAUGUUGAGUCGGAGGAAGAAGAGGAGAACUUUGUGUGACUUAACAGGGUGGCCUGGGCCUGGCGUUCAAGGCCUCCCCCAUUUUAUUUAUUGCCAGAGCAAAGCCUAAUUUAUGUCCCAUGGACACUCCCCAGAGCCAGGACCGGACCACUUGCCGGAGCCCUGGACCCUUCCCCCCAGCCAUAUCUUGGAAGAAUUGGUGGGAGGAGGCCUGGGAGCAGUGCUGGUAGGGGAACCCUCCACCCCAAACACCCUACUACUGUUCAAGAGGACCCUGCUUCUGUUCCCUCGGGAAUAACUAUUAAUUAUCACUGCCACUGAGAGGGCUGAGAGUUCUCUGCCAGCAAUUAAUGAAAAGGCACCCUAGCCUUCUAGAACAGGAACCAAGGGAUGGGGAGGGGUCCACAACCUGGGUGCAUAUACAUAAACUUCAGGACAUGCUCAGAACCCCGGACAGGCCAAGGAAGCAGUCUGUCCCCUACCAACCCAAGUAUUCAGGGCUUUCCUUCCCCACUGCCUCCACGUACCCAGUAGGUCCUAUAAAGGCCCCUGAGAAAAGCCCAGCUUAUCCCCUGGUCAGGGAGGCACUGUCCGUGCCUUCUGACACAGGCCUCGGCUCAGCAUUAGCUCAGAACAGGGCCCAAUCCACUUCGGGUGAGAUCUCCUGGAGCCCAGGAGCCCCUACUCAUCCGGUGGGAUAUAGACACCAAGGCCCACUGCACACCUGGCCUCCUGGAGCUACGUGUCUGAACAGCACCCCUAGUGCCUGCUGACCCGUCCACAGGUGAGGUCCAGACACAGGACCCCUUGGUAUCAUGAGGCCCACCCUUGGGUCUCUAGGCCCAGUUCCUAGGUGAACCCUCUUUGCCCACCAGCUAGGCUCAGGGGUCUCAACUCCAGCCUAGGGCCAAUUCCCUGCAUUCCUAGGCUGUCACUCAAUGCCACCUCCUUGUGCCUUUGUGUAGACCAGAGGCUCAGACCCGAUACGGGAAUUCAGCUCCUCAAGUUUGGGGCAAGGAGCUCAGGGGGCAGUGUGCCCACCCUCUCCCAGCCCCCAGGAAGUGCCUUACCUAUGUCACCCAGAAAAGUGUCCUUGAGUAGGUGAGUUUGCCCAAGCCACCCAAUAAGGCAAUUUUCCCCACCCUGGGGUCCUGCCUCACCAAAGAAAUAAAGAUUGUAAAAAGCCA